AUGCAUCCACUAAAGAACCUAGACACUCAUAUUUUUUCUGGGGACUUCCACACUCUAGGCUCCUGCCACACAGGCAAGGCACCUUUGGCCAGUCCUGUGGAAAAACGGAUGUAUCGGAGCGUGGAGAACCUUCACUGGGCAACACCUGCUGACUCUGGGCUGUAUUCUCACUGCCGGAGCCUGGAUAACGAGAUCAUCUUUCGCUAUAGAGGCACCAGUCAGUGGACAGAAGGCUGUGUGGAUGUGGCCCCAGUACAGAGCACAUCGGACUCUCUGAGAAACCUUUCUCUCCAUGCUAAACAGACAUCUCAAUCAGCACAGAAUGUGCUCCUCCCUCCCUUUGCCAAAGUGCCUCAGUGGCUUUUCCCUUCUGCAGAGGAAAAAGCCCUACACGGGGAUGCCAAAAAAGAGCUGAAGGAGAAGCUGAGGCUGCACAGCAGUAAAGUGGCAGAGCCCUGCAAGCCAGUGCGUCCACAGGCGGCCCUGCCUGACCUGAUGGCCCGGGAGUUUUUUGAAUGCCAGAUGUGCCGGCAGUACAAGAACGGUUGUGCUGUCAACUGCUGCAUGGUUUUGGUGGAACACACUGCUCUCAGGCACAGCCUCACAGGGAGGCAGAGACUGUGUUUUGCACACAGGAUCAUCAGUCCAGAAGACAUCAAGCAGGAGGCUCAGAGGAGGCUUCAGCUCCGAAGGCAGAACAGCUCCCCCAAUUUGCCCCUUCAGCAUGCCGGGGAAAGCCAUGAGAUGGCCAAAUGCAGAACAGCAGAAAUCCUGGAACAAUAUAAUGGGGAAACAGAUGUCAAAGCCACAUUGGGACAGAGCAAGAAAGGCCGCUGCAAAGGGAGGCUGUACAUACCCACCUUUGAAGAAUUCAAGCGAAUGAGAAGUAAGGAGGCAAAUUCAUCUGCCAGAAGCAGUGGGCCAACAGAGUGCUUGAAUAAGGGUCUGCCAGCAAACCAGACCCUGGAGGAGGAGAAAAAUAAGAACGUCUGUCCAGAAGCUCUGGGGACCAAAGCUGUGAAUGAAGCUGCUGUCACAGCGGAGGAUGACGACGAUGUGUUCCAUGAAAACCACACCUCUGCUGGCUUUUCCCAAUAUUCAGCCACAUGGGAUGGUUUCAGAAUGAGCAGCCUUGAGGUGAAGGACAGAACCUUCCAGAUCUCCAGCCCGGAUAGAUCCCUGGUCCCCAUUUGCUCUAGCCCUAUUCCACGAUCACCUUUGCAGGCAGUAGCAAUACACAGAGCUGGGCAGGAGAUCUUCAGUGAUGAGCAGCAGAAAGGAGAGACAAGACAAUUAAAUGAUGUCCUCCACCUUGCAGGGCAGUCGCUGGCUUCUGAAGCCCAGUCCUCUUGCUGUUCAUCGCUGCUGUUAGAAGCCACAGACUUAUCCAGCUAUGGAGCUAAACUACAAAAAAUGAAGGAUGAAUUCAUAGGUUCAGCCCUGGAACUUAUUAAGAAAAGCUGCAAUGCUGAGACUGCUGCCAAAUCCCCCUCCAAGGGACAGUGUGAUCUGAGGGAAGCUGAUCUCCCACCUCCAGAGGACAGCCAGCAGCCCACAGCGAUGUCCAUGGCAACAGAGACCUGGGAGGACAAGCCAAGCAAUGAGACAUCCAGCGACACACCACCUGCAGGGAAUACCCCCAGUCCCGGCUGCCGCCGCUCCAGCUCUGACAUCGUCCAUGAGAGCACGGAUGGUGCCAAGGCCCAGCGGGAUUGCCGGCUGCGGCCACACUUCAGUGACCCUAUGCCGACAGACUCGGUGAAGAGGAAGCAGCUGGAGCUGAAGAUUGCAGCUGCAGCACGGCAGCACGCACAGAAGCGCCGGCAGGAGCGAGACUACGGUACCCACAUUCUGCACACUCAGAGGGGCUUUGAUGAGACCCGCCGCACCCCACGUGGCUCCCUCCGCUCCAGACAUCAUUGGAGCAAUGUCAGCAGCCUGAGCACGGACAGCGGGAUUGUUGGCGUGAAUGAUGUCCGGGAUGACCUGGAUCCCAGAGAGGCCACCCGGACCAAGUCAGCGGAUGUGGAGAGGGCAGAUAGUGGCAUUGGCCAGAUGCCAGCCAGAAAGUGGAGGAACAGGGCAUCUGAAACGCUGAGCUCCCUGCAGGCCUGGGAAGCCCACCGUCCCUGCACCGACUGUGGAGAAAGGGACCUCCCAAGGCGGGCUGACCUCUGUGAGAAGUGCCGCAAGCGCAGGACAGAGCGCAAGGAGUCUGUGCUGGAGUUUGUCAACACAGAGGCCAGCUAUGGAGAGGACCUGCGCAUCAUCAAAGAAGAGUUCUACCUCCCCAUGCAGGCAGCUGGCCUACUGAGCCAGGAGCAGCUCCUGGGCAUUUUUAGCAACAUCCAGGAGCUCAUCGACCUCAACGAGAACUUCCUGGACGUACUCCAGGAAGAGAUCGAUCAGGCCUUUGACCAGGGUGAUGAUGACCUGAUGACCGUGUGCAUCGGCGAAAUAUUUCUAGAGUUCGUCAACAUGCUGCCAGCCUUUCAGACCUACUGUCUUCAGCAGUCCUCCUCCGUGAAUAUGCUCAAUGCGCUGGAGAAGGAGAAAGAGUUGCUCAGAAUAUUCCUCAAUGUCUCCCAGAAUGACAACACAGCACUGCGGCGGAUGAACUUGAGGUCCUUCCUGAUGGCCCCUUUGCAAAGAGUCACCAAGUACCCACUGCUGCUCAGCAGAAUCAUCAAGGCCACCACCGAGUACCACCCAGAUCAUGGCAGCCUGCGGGAGGCCAAAAGCCGCAUCGAGUCCCACCUGGAGCACAUCAACAUGAAAACCAAGCAGGAGGGGAACACGUGGACCCUCCGCUCCUUUCGCCAGGACAGCAAGAAGAAGAGGGAAGUCAUCAACAUUGAGAUGAGAGAAACCGCCCUCAAAACUGUAGGUUGGCUGCGGGAGGAAACGCGAUUUGUGAUGGAGGGGUCUCUGCAGCUGGCCCAGCCCCCCGACGGCCAGUGGGUGAAGAAAGGCAGCAAGACCCUGAAGUUCCAGAACAUGCAGGUCCUCCUCCUGGUGAACAUGAAGCGCGUGUCUGAGUCCAGCCUGGAGUCAGCCGAGCCAGGGCCUGUGAAGGACGCUGUGCUGGUACUCAUCAGGGACAAAAAUAACGGGAAGUUCCAUUUGCUCAGGGAGCCCUUGAGGCUGAGUAAUUGCAUCGUCUCCACUGAUCCUGACUGCGACGACACUUUUGAACUCAUUGAGAUCAGGCGGGAGGCGUUUGUGUUCCGGGACAGCGACCGGGCACGGACUCACCACUGGUUCAGGCAGAUCAGGCGGUACUCAAGGGAGCUGGGCUCCUGGAAGAAGCGGCGGAAUGCGCUGCCCAACAUCAUGAUCAGCACCCCUCACACCAGGCCCUGA
Molecule: messenger RNA, 3363 nt
Organism: Pygoscelis adeliae (Adelie penguin)
Lineage: Eukaryota; Metazoa; Chordata; Aves; Sphenisciformes; Spheniscidae
Exons: 7
Coding region: 1-3363 (1120 amino acids)
Biological process (GO): positive regulation of Rho protein signal transduction
Molecular function (GO): guanyl-nucleotide exchange factor activity
Source: RefSeq, a predicted model, not a curated record